Molecule: messenger RNA, 921 nt
Organism: Solanum verrucosum
Lineage: Eukaryota; Viridiplantae; Streptophyta; Magnoliopsida; Solanales; Solanaceae
Product: short chain aldehyde dehydrogenase 1-like
Exons: 1
Coding region: 157-834 (225 amino acids)
Source: RefSeq, a predicted model, not a curated record
GAAGGUAAAGUAGCACUUAUAACUGGUGGUGCUAGUGGCAUAGGAGCAGCUACCGCUAGACUUUUUAUUCAACAUGGUGCAAAAGUAACAAUUGCAGAUAUUCAAAAUGAUCUCGGAAAUUCAUUAGUAAAACAAAUCGACAAUAAUGAACACAUAAUGUUUAUUCAUUGUAAUGUCGCAAUUGAAUCAGAUGUUCAAAAUGUUGUAGAUGCAACGGUUGCCAAAUUUGGUAAGUUCGACAUAAUGUUCAGUAACGCUGGUGUAGCUGGUAAGUCAAUUUCCAGCAUUUUAGAUGUAGAUUCCGAUAUAAUUAAAAAUGUGUUCGAUGUAAACGUUGUUGGAGCCUUUUUAUGCGCGAAACAUGCUGCUAGAGUAAUGAUUUCGAAUAAUACGAAAGGUUCGAUUAUUUUCACAACAAGUGCUGCAACAGUAGUCUAUGGUAUUGUCCCACACGCAUAUGCUGCAUCAAAAAGUGCGGUUUUAGGGCUCUCUAAGAAUAUAGGAGUUGAAUUAGGAAAAUACGGAAUAAAAGUUAACUGUGUUUCUCCUCAUUACAUUAGCACACCGCUAACGUUGAACGCGCUCGGAAUAUCUGAGAGAGAAAUGGGAGAGAAAUGGUUUGCUGAAGGAGGAAAUUUGAAAGGAGUUUUAUUAGAUGAACAAGAUGUAGCAAAUGGAGUGUUGUAUUUAGCAAGUGAUGAUUCUAAAUAUGUGAGUGGUUUGAACUUAGUUAUUGAUGGUGGUUAUAGUACUACAAAUAUUGCUAUAGGUGAGGCAUACAACAAAUUAUUCCCAUCAGGUACUGCCAAUCAAGUUAUGCAGAUUCUUAUUUAAAUUCGCAAAGAUUUCAACCCGUUCCACCCCGUAUUAUUUUUUAUCCCUAUAAUUGUCACUGUCUUACUUUAUGUACAAGUUCUUCCC